GCACGACAUUCUGUUCAUAUUGGUGGACUCUUCAGGGUAGAUGUUGAGGAAUUAUCUGUAGACUCGAUCUAUCUUACCGUAUGGGCGUCACCACUUAUUCCACUGCAUAUGGGCAAAACAGAGAAGGCAUCCAUAAUGAUAGAACAUCAUUUUGGUCGACAACUACAGCCUCCUAUCGGUGAGGAGCGCAUCAAUGAACUUGGCAAAUGGGUGAGGAAGGAAAUUAAUGUUAGCGGGAACAGUUGGGAUGCAAGUUCUGUUGAUAUAGCAGUUGCUGGUCUUGGUUGGUGUGCUAUUGGACUGAAAGGAGAGGCAGUUUUGGGUGUUUGGACAUAUGAUGGGAUUGACGUUGUACAGCGCAACUCCUUGAUUUCUAGAAGAGCAGAAAUCUUUGAAGAAGCAGGAUUUACAGAUUCGAAGAUUGUUUCUCAGGCUGAUAGUGCGGCGAGCAAGCUGAACCGAAGCACCUGCUGCACCUUCGGAAACAUUUGAUGCAGCCGUGGGUGCUUGAUUGUUGUUUGGUAGAUGACUCAAAAUGGUAUCACCAUCUUCUGGCAUUGUAGUCUUUUGGAGGAAGCCAUGAGUUACUAAUUAAGAGGUUUGAGCAUAAGGGAGCUACAGGUGAUGGUGGGCAUGACACUCAAAUUACUUACACAUGGGCAUAGAAUUCAUUCUUGUAACUUAUUAGCAGGUAUUAUCUUCACUAGUAUAUCUGGAUCGUUAAUAUAUCUGUCGGAGGUAGGUAUUGAAAUCAGUUUCUGCAAGCGGAUGGCGUGUGGUGAGUGGACUGAUGGUUGAUGGUCAUGCCUGUGCCAAGAAUCAUCAAAUGCCAGCAUGAUUUUGCCAAGAUUCGAGGUGUCUGCUGUUGAUAAGAUAGUUUCUGGGAGGUAGCUUCUUGUGUUUUUUAAUCACCUGGAAGAUGACAUAUGACGUUCUUUGAGAGUGACGGUGGAUCAUAGCAAUGGGUUUCAAUUAAAUUUAUCUAGAUAUUUAAAUCUGACACAGGUAUCUACUUUAUUAUUGGAACUUUGCUUAAGGAAAUUUUGAUCUAUUUACAUCUAUGCUUUAGGACAUGUGGAUAUUUGAAUGUUAUGCCAUUAUUACUGGAGCUUUGGUUGUAAUCUUAAAAGUACCAACAGGAGGGGAGAGAAUGAUUCUUC
This is a messenger RNA of Musa acuminata subsp. malaccensis (wild Malaysian banana), 1160 nucleotides long. Lineage: Eukaryota; Viridiplantae; Streptophyta; Magnoliopsida; Zingiberales; Musaceae. The record is from RefSeq and is a predicted model, not a curated record.